Dendrobium catenatum is the source of this 1410-nucleotide messenger RNA. RefSeq lists its product as uncharacterized. The record is from RefSeq and is a predicted model, not a curated record. Gene Ontology annotation, molecular function: protein binding. The coding region runs from base 15 to 1079 and encodes 354 amino acids. The transcript has 3 exons. Lineage: Eukaryota; Viridiplantae; Streptophyta; Magnoliopsida; Asparagales; Orchidaceae.
CAGUUCAGAUAACAAUGGGGCGAGCUACAAAAUGGCUGAGAAGAUUAUUCGGAAGCAAAAGAGAAACCGGAGAACCAAAGGUUCCCUGCAAUGAAGAACGAAAAGAGAAGAAGAGAUGGAGCUUUAAAUCUGGGAGAGAUUCCUUCGAUACAGCAGGGAGGAUUCCGCCGGCGGAGGCGGCGUGGCUCCGGCCUUUAUACGGAGAAACAGAAGAAGAGCAAAGCAAACAUGCUAUUGCCGUAGCAGCCGCAACCGCUGCGGUGGCGGACGCGGCGGUUGCGGCUGCUCAAGCGGCCGUUGCGGUGGUCCGUCUCACCAGCAAUGGCGGCGGGGUAGUCUUUCGCGGCGUUCAUGAACGGCUCGCCGCCAUCAAGAUCCAAACUUACUUCCGCGGUUAUCUAGCAAGGAGAGCUCUGCGAGCUCUCAAAGCUCUGGUAAAACUGCAAGCUUUAGUUCGAGGUUAUCUCAUUAGGAAAAAAGCUGCUGCUACUCUUCACAGUAUGGAGGCUCUAAUCAGAGUUCAACAAACCGUUCGAGCCCAGAAAUCUAAAUCUCUUAUUUUCCAUAGAUCCCUGGAAAGAAUUGAUGAAAUCAGAACUGAGAAGGCAUCUUCAUUCCACAGCAGCAGCUUAGAUUGGAGCCCGAAAAUCAUCAAAACCUCCCCUCUCCCACGUCAAUUACAGAGGCGGCCAUUGACGCCCGAUUGGAACCUUCAUCUCGAUCAAUGCCGCUGCUCCUUCACAGCCCAAAGCACUCCAAGGUUCAUGAACUCAGUCACCGGCUUCCUACCGCCCUCUCCUUCUACCGAUCACCCCCAUUACAUGUCGAAAACUCAAGCAUUCGAGGCGAAGGUUCGAUCACAGAGCGCGCCGAAACAGAGAACAGAGCCGUCAAGAAAGCGAGUUCCUCUCGGGGAGCUAAUGGUUGACCAAGAGCAAGCAAGAGCUAGUUUGAGCUGCCAUGGAAUUCAGAGAUCUUGCUCUCAGGGGAAGGAGAGCCUCAAUUUCAAGAACGCAGUGGCGGGAAGACUUGAAUUGAACAGGGAAACAGAAAGGAGCUUCUACUUUCAGAGGAAGUGAUGAAGUCAGUUAACAGCAAAUUUGAUCUUCAAAUUUGGAUUUGAAUAGUUCUUCUUAGUUGUUUUCGAACUGUUCCUUCUUUUCCCCCUUCUUCAAAAAAUUUUUUUUUUUUCUGUUCUUUUUAUGAUUUCAACAGCGGAAAGGAGCGAUUUUUAUAAAUUUAUUAUGAUUGAAAGAAACAUAGUAGAAAACGGUCAUCUUUUUUGAAAUUUGUGAGGUCCAUUUUGUAAUUUGCCUGAAGUUUUGGACCUCUGAUGGUUGAAUAGUAUUGUUUAAGCAUGGCCAAAGAUUUGUGCUUUGUACAAUGUCCUAUCUAUAGUAUGGUUUUUGA